ACAUAAUAUCCAUAAGGAGUAACACUCACAGUAGUGUCAAGAUUAGGAAAUGGAGAUAUGCCUCCAUCACCAGGAAAGAUACAUUCCUUACCUGUCAAGGUUUUGUAUCAUCUGGAUUCAUCACCUCAAUCAUACCUAACAAUAUUGUCAGAACGACAGUCAGUAUAUAUAUACCCGUCUCCUACCUCACACGGUAGCUCGACCAACAUCAACGGUUCUGGUUCAGAGGAGAAAUCAUGUCAGUCGGGUGUUUGUUACCUCAAUCCUGUCGCUAGGGGGAUAUGUUAUUCCAGUCCGGAAUGUAUCCCCCAAUCCGGCUCACUCGAUUUCUCAGUAUACUACCUCGACCCAUCACCUCGUAAAACGAGAGGGGCAUUCACCGAUCAAACUUCCGAAGGAACAUGGACCGGUAGAGGUUUCCUUUCCUGGGCACUAUCAGAAACAGAUCCUAAAACUUACAUCAAAGGUCGGUUGGUACACGAUAGGGAAUUUUCCAAUUUCACGGAUGAUAAUGGUUUAGAAGGGUUGAUGGAGGCUGCAUCAAGAACACAAGAUCAAGAUCCAAAUUCAGGUUGGGGUUUAGAGGUUUGUUUAACUUUAAGACAAGUGAAUCCUGAGAAUAAACUUGCUUUUUCGGGAAGACAACAAUUUGUGGAUAUGUUGAGUGGUCUGACUGGAUCUGGAGUUUCUUCAAAUUCGUCAAAUGUAUCGAACAUAUCGACUACGAU
Tremella mesenterica DSM 1558 is the source of this 728-nucleotide messenger RNA. RefSeq lists its product as uncharacterized. The annotation marks the transcript as partial. The record is from RefSeq and is a predicted model, not a curated record. The transcript is spliced from 3 exons. Lineage: Eukaryota; Fungi; Basidiomycota; Tremellomycetes; Tremellales; Tremellaceae.